Messenger RNA from Penicillium salamii, 2742 nucleotides. NCBI's taxonomy places the organism in Eukaryota, Fungi, Ascomycota, Eurotiomycetes, Eurotiales, Aspergillaceae. The record is from the annotation of a GenBank genome assembly.
AUGCGUGAACAGAAACGCCGCUUCGAGGAAGACAUGAAGAUACUUGAUCUGCAACACGCACGGGAGAAACUUGAGAUGGAUCAGCUCUCCCGGGAGUUGGCUCAGGCUGGCCUCGCUGGUCCUCUCAGCGAGCCCACCACUCCCCCGGAGUAUCGUGAAACCUCCGUCACUAGCGCUUUUGGUCGUCCCAGUCGGUUCUCUACGUCAAGCGUUACCUCAUCGCCAAGUUUCUUCAAUGCCUUUGCUCCAUCAACCUUGACCUCCCCUCAAGCCCCCGCUCAGGCAAACCAGCCAACAUUGGAUCGCUUCGCUGGCCACUCGGUCCCUGGAUCCCGUCGAAACUCCGAGAAGGAUGAUUUCCUGGCCGAUCCUACCUCGCCUUUCCGACCUGCCCCCAAUGGUCACCGUUACUCAAUGCCCUCCGGAAACACCAAUGGUCACAGUCGAAACAGCAUCUCUGGAUUGUCGGGUGUGAAUUCUGCAAUUGACAAGUGGUCUAACACCCAGUACCUCUUCCCUGGCGCUGAGGAUAAGUCGCUGGGACAUCUCCGCGAUUUGGAGCGGCUCUCCACCCCUGACAUCAAGAGUUACAUCAAGUUGACGGAGCCCGAUGACAAGUUCCCUACUCUGUCCCGCCGAGGUGAUUCCAACGUUCUGUCGGCAAACCCUGAUGCGCACGACCUUGCAAACCCUCGUGCCCAUGGAGGUGAAUCCUUUUCUCACCACAGCCGAAACCGAUCGUCCCACCAGAGCCUGCCCCACAAUAUCAUUAACUAUGGACAACCCUCCAACGAUGAUCACGGAAAUUAUGUCCACGCGCGCCAUGGGACCCGCCAUUCACUGAGCAGCAACCUGUCAUUCCACGAUGAUCGUCAUGAUGAGGUGGUGACCCCUGUCCCUUCCACCCGUCCCGCUGCUUUGCAGUCUUCGUAUUCCACCAACGAUCUUCCAACCGUGAAGGCUAACGGGAACACGAAUGGACAUGGCCAUGCUAUUACCCCGCCUAAGACUCAACACGAGCAGAUGCACCAGCACAACACAAGCCUGGGGCGUAUCCCUCAGGGUGCUGCAAACAACCGCCAGGCCAAGAAUGAGGUGGAUGAGUCUGAUGUCAACGGCAGCCAUCAGUCCCAAACAACCUUGCAGGCAAGCGCUGCGCCAUUUGGACCGCAGCUCACCCCAGCUGCAUCUGGCAACCAUGUUCCCGGCGGCAUUACCCAAAUGACAUUGCCAUUCCAGGUUCCCUCAGCUCCUAACUAUGGUUACCCAGUUCAGCCAUAUGUUAACCAGGUGGCGGCUCCCAUCAACGGACACAUGCAGAAUUUCAAUGCUGCUGCUGCUUACAACGGCUUCCCUGCCUAUGGUCCUGGUUUCCGCUUUAGUGAGCCUGCUCCUCGGGGUAACAUGGCUCAACGCCGCCAGGAAAAUGAUGCCAGCCAGCUGACUCGCUUUGGUAACUACCCCCUUGAGCACUACAAGGGUGAGCUUUACAGCCUAUGCAAGGACCAGCAUGGCUGUCGAUACCUGCAGCGGAAGUUGGAAGAGCGUAACGAAGAGCAUGUGCAGCUGAUCUUCAAUGAGACUUACAUGCAUGUGAUUGAGCUGAUGACAGAUCCCUUUGGAAACUACCUGUGCCAGAAGUUGCUGGAGUAUUCCAAUGAUGAACAGCGCACCGCUUUGAUCGAUAACGCAUCAUCCCAAUUGGUCAAAAUCGCUCUGAACCAGCAUGGAACCCGCGCUUUGCAGAAGAUGAUUGAGUUCAUUUCGACCCCUCGACAGACUCAAACUGUGAUCAAUUCUCUCCAGAACCAUGUUGUUGAACUUGUGCAGGACUUGAAUGGAAACCAUGUCAUUCAGAAGUGCCUUAACCGUCUUUCCCCGGAGGACGCCGAAUUCAUUUAUGAAGCGGUUGGAGGUAACUGUGUGGUCGUUGGUACUCACCGUCAUGGAUGCUGUGUCCUUCAACGUUGCAUUGACCAUGCAUCUGGUAACCAGAAGGCCCGUCUGAUUGCCCAGAUCACCUCCCACUCGUUUGCUCUUGUCCAAGAUCCAUUUGGAAACUAUGUGGUGCAAUACAUUUUGGACCUCAACGAACCCAGCUUUACCAACCCGCUGUGUGCGACCUUUGGUGGAAAUAUCCCUCAGCUUUCUAAGCAGAAAUUCAGCUCCAAUGUCAUUGAGAAGUGCCUCCGCACUGCCGACAACUACAUGAAACGCGAGCUGAUUGACGAGUUCCUUAUGGGCGGUGAAUUGGAGAAGAUGCUGCGUGAUUCCUUUGCCAAUUAUGUUGUGCAAACUGCUAUGGACUUCUGUGAUGCCGAAACUCGCAACCGCAUUGUCGAGGCUGUUCGCCCUAUUCUCCCUUCCAUUCGCCAGACUCCCCACGGUCGUCGCAUUGCUGGAAAGAUCAUGGCUGCCGAUACCAAUGGACGCAGCAACGGCAGCAGCACUGUGACGAGUGGUCAGGCAACCCCCAACGAAGCCAGCACCACUUCUCAGGUCCCCAAGGCUAUGCUGCAGAAGCCUUUCAUGUAUCAGUCCGGUCAAUCUUCCGGAGUCUCGUCCCCAACCCCAAAUGGGUACAGCAACGGCAGCAAUGGGUCCUACAUCCCUCAUUCCUCGCAGAGCUCCGUCUCCAACACCCCUUCCGGACAGAGUGACAGCUCGUCUAUCUACCCCGCCCCGGCUUCUCAGCAAUCCGUCAGCGUCGGAGCGCAGAGCCAGCCCUACACCUACUUCUGA